Drosophila willistoni is the source of this 5507-nucleotide messenger RNA. RefSeq names its product general transcriptional corepressor trfA (gene nsl1). Gene Ontology annotation, cellular component: NSL complex. Lineage: Eukaryota; Metazoa; Arthropoda; Insecta; Diptera; Drosophilidae. Gene Ontology annotation, molecular function: histone acetyltransferase binding. The record is from RefSeq and is a predicted model, not a curated record. The transcript has 9 exons. The coding region runs from base 418 to 5133 and encodes 1571 amino acids.
CACAUCACACCAACGAACAACAUUCUCCGUUUGAGCUGCAUAAGUGGAAGGGAGACAACCCGCUGAUUGGCAUGCGUACUUUGCCUGGCCAGGGCAGAAACGAGUACAGCCAGCUUAUACACGUCGUUUUGCCAAAAGCGUAUCACAAGCAGCAAUGGAAAAAAUAUAAAUGUGAAAAAAAAAUUUCGUGAAGCGAGAACGUUUGGAAAAAGUUGAUAAAAUCCCAAACGCAAGCCUACGCCAUUGUCUAAUUGUAGGAUCUAAUAAUUGUUUAUCGGAACGGUUUUUAAUUCGAGAGGACGGGCUUGAGAGGAGUCUAAUCCCGCCGUAUCCUGAUUAAAGUGAGGCCGAAGGCGAUUACCUGUCUGGCCAAAUGCAGCUAAAGCCGGACUGGCUACGAGCAGCAGCAUUAGCAGCAUGGCACCAGCUCUCACAGCCGAGCCACUGAGUCCCAAGGAGAAGCUAACAAGCACUGCAUCUCCAGCUGCCCGCAACGAUAGCAGUGGAUCAGCCAUCGGAGAUAGUGCAUCAUCAACGAGAAAACCAUCGACACCAACGCCGGCAACGGCCACAACACGAGUCACUCGCUCGAAGAGUGCCAGCAGCACAUCGAUUGCCCAGGCGAACAAUAAUAAUAGCAAAAGGAAGACCGCCAAUAACAAUCGGACCAGCAGUAAUGAUCCAAUGGGCCUGAGUACAGCGCCCAUACAUGCCACCACCACAACAGCAACACCACAGCCGGCGGCAUCGUCAAAUACGGAUGUUGUAGCAUCUACCAGCCAAGAUCAUUCUCCGCCAACUGAGCAGAACAACAACGACAACAAGGAUAACUCCACGGCGCAACUUUUGGCCGAUCUGACGAGCGAUUUUGAAGAGGCAAUUUCGGCUGAGAUUUGUCUUCGGAAAACAUUGCCAGAGGUUAGCCUAAGUAAAGAGCCGACACCAUCAGCAACUGGUGGAACAAUAACAUCCGAUGCUGUGGCAGAUGUCGUCGUCUCAACAUCGUCGGGAUCUGGGAUUACACCGCCCAUGUUGGGAUUGUCCACAAGUAUAUCAGAUGUUUCAACGCCGCCGCAAUCAUUUGAGGAGAAGCUGCUAAAGCAAGAUGAUAGUUUCGAAAAACGCCUUAGCCUCUUGGAUGGGAGUUCUUCUGCCGACAAAAUCGUGGAGGCUCCUGGUCCAUCUGGAUCUGUCCACUCAACAGCUACUGUUCAGCCAACAACGCCCAGUAAACAGCAGCAGACAGCGACAGUGGCAGCAGCUCCAAUCCUCGCUUCGCCCCAGGGACGGCUUCAUCUCACUCCGCAGAGCACUUCCAGUUCAAUUAAUUUUCUUAAAGAUGGAGCUACUGCCGGCGUCCUCGAAGAUCCGGAUAUUGAGGAAGUGCUAAAGGCCCUUAAAACCCUCGAUGGUGGCCACGUAAAUACCGAUGCCAUCUGUGAUUUUAAUUUCUUCAGUGAAGAAUGGGAAGAUCCCGGCGUGGCGCCAUCAGCAGGUCCUUCUGUACCAUCUCAAAUACCAGCGAGCAUUGAGCCAGUUGACUCGAAGCCGAGCUGCAGUAGCAAUUCUCUAAGAACACAGUCGUGGGAAGAGAGUCACAAGGAGCUUCUUAAGACCCAGAGUUCGAUUUCGCGUCAAAUUGAUUUCUUGUUACGUCGCAUGGGCAAGUUCCAGGCUAGGCAAAUGUGCCGUCACAUUAGCGAGGAGGUUGCGGGAGUCUUUGAGUGGUCAGCACGUAGCUCCCAUAAAGCGCCGAAUCCUGUCCGAAGUUGUAAACUUAACGAUCAAGAGGCGACCGUGCAGUCUAUUGUCUCUGGAAGGCCCAGCAGCAACUUCUGGGAGGAACAAAAGAAAAAUCCACUGCCCGCCACACAAAUGAGCAAUGUACAUCGUCACAUAGGGACAGCAGCGCGUCAUCAGCAGAUUUGCCAUUCGACCAGUUGCAGUUCAGCUACAUUGAGUUCGUCCUCCACCUGGUAUAAUAGCUCCAAUACAGCGACGGUCCCCGCUAAGCGACCACGCAAGAAUCAACAGAAUCAAGAUGCAACUACCGGACUAGUUAUCACUGGAACAGAGCAAUCUACAAUUCCAGCUGCACCGCGUGCCGAUGACAUUGUGCCCAGUUUUGAUACCUAUGUGACUAAUGAGCUUACCCAUGUAUCCGGUCUGCUUCAUACCGAAAUGCGAGAAGUUCAGAAUGCCAUCGAUUCGGAUGCAACGGAAUCUAGCUCGGGCGGCGAAUCAGCCGAUGAAAUGGUCACCUAUAAUAAUCCACAUCAGCAGUCCCUACCAAUAACGAGACGAGCAGUUUGGAGGUAUUCCCGAGAUCGAGCUGCAAUUGCGCUGCGAUGGUCAUGGCUGUAUGCGCAGCUGGCUGAUUUGGAUAUGAAGAUACGACAGCAUAGCGAUCUUUAUAUUGACCUUAAUCAGAACAAAGGUGAAGUACAAUUGGCACCAACUCCAAUUACCCAGAAAAAUCAAACAUCUCCAGCGGCGAAUGGGUAUAAGGAGGAUGCUGCCGCCUCAGGAUCAGAUUGGCUAUGCAGUCGAGCCCGGCCGUUGGUGUUGUCUGAGUUUCGUAAGAGGAAACUGUUCCAGACAACCAAUAUGCAUACGAUAUCCAAAAAGGCGGCCAGACCAAGCAAUAUUAAAUGCGGUUGCCAAUGGCCACAGGUGCCAUGCACAUUAUGCACAGGACGAACGGAUCCGACGGCCCCGCGCGAAUUGGUCGAGACAAUGAUGCCGCAGAAUCGAGUAGCUCUUGUGGAUGCUGGUUACCAUCCUGUACUCAGUUUUUCUGAUGAUAUAUGCCAAUCGGUCCACUUGGAGGCCAUCGCCCGACAGCCGGAUUGGCAAUAUCGUGUCAUGCGUUGCCAACCAAAGGCCAUUGUUAAGAGCAUGUGGAAGGCAGAACGCGAGAUGUUGGCCAGAAUUGGAGGUGGUGGCAAUUCGGGUGCCAAUCGUCGACCCGGUGAAACAGGCAAGAGGCGAUAUGUUCGUCGUAAAGAGCGAAAUAAUAACUCAAAUAAGGAUACGACGGCAUCAUCAUCAUCAGCAGCAGCAGCAACAACGGCAGGAGGUGUCGGAGGAGGAGGGGCGGUGGACAGCGGAAAUGGUACUGGUACUGCUACUACUACUUCUUCUUCUACUACGCCUACUACAACGCCACUUGUGGCCAACACUCUUGGCAAGAAGCAGCGGCAUCACCCUAAUGUUCUGUCGGCCAGUGACACUCGCCAACGCCAUCACUACAACAGCAAUCAUCAGCAACAACAACCAUACUCAGUGAUCUCCAACAGCGGCAACGGCGCCAAAAAGCAACGAAAAUCCGCAUCUAGCAGUAAUUCCACACAGAAUCCAAACAACAAUAAUAACAGUCAGCAGCAAAAUGGUGAUAACAAAUGCAUAGGCGAGCAAUGGGAUCAGUCGCGUAAUCGUCGCCAUUCCUCACCCUCGCAUGUCCAUCGUAACGAAAGAUCCUCAGAAAGGCGUGUUCGACCUGUGUACGAUAUAGAUAAUAUUGUCAUACCCUAUAGUAUAGCCGCUCAAACACGAGUUGAGAUUUUACCCUACAAAGAAAUACCCACUCCCAAGUGGCGAAUUGUAGAUAGCGAGAAUAACGAUGUGAAGCAGUCGCCACAGCAGGAGUCAGAGGCGCCGAACGAAUCGGCUCCGGAGAAUACGAUGCUGAAUGGUAACUCCAAAAUAGAGGAAAAGAUGGAGAAACCAUUACCAAAGGUCAAUGGGAUGAGGCGAAAGAAUUCCUUACCGGAACCAGUGCCAGAAGUCAAGCACAAUAAUAACAACAACAAUAACAAUAAUAAUAAACUGGUCAAUGGUAAUGCAAAAAAGGAAAAGGGUAAAACCAAGGAGGACAUACGAUGUACGACGAAAAAUGCCGGAAAAAUGACUAUUAACGGAGUAGUAGGUUCAGCAAAAGCUGAAAUUAAAUUAACCAAUAAUAAAGUGGAAACUGCAAAACAGAAAACACUGGAAACAACCUCAGUAAAAGAAGAGAAGGAGUCGGAGUCACUGUCUAAGCGGCCCAAGUUAGAGCUGAAUAAAUCCAAAGCAGCAGUAUCGGAGCAACGGAGUGAGCAUCAAGUUCAGGAGAAGAACGGUCAAAAAGACAACGAUCAUAAGAAGGAUGAGGAAAAGGAAGCCCAAAAUGAUGAUGAAGACGAUGAAGAAGAAGAUACAUCCGAUGAAGCGUACAUUGUACGGCAUGAUCAUGCGCUGAUGGAAGAACGACGUCGCUUUGAGACGUAUCUUAAAUUUCCAUGGAACUCACGUUCUCGGGCAAAUCGAAGGACCGAUAGUCGCGCGGAGUCCAGUGGAGCGAAUACUCCAGAUCCUGCCUCGCCAGCUCCCAAUUUUGUCAGCGGCAGUGGAGCCCCAGGUGAUGAAAGUAUACCGUCCCCGCUUGCUCAACCAAUGGGAGGCCAUCCGCUGGAUGGAUUUAACGAAAGCACCGAUAUGAUGAACAACAUUGCCCGAAAACCACGUAGGCGCACAACUUCCAGCAAACUGAGAGAGCAACAGGAUCGGCGCAGUGCUACACCCGACACAAGAGAACCUCAGCCGCCUUCCCGUUUCGCGCCACUACACUUUCCACUCUCAGAAGAAGUCUACCAGCGAAUGCUAGCGGAGACGUAUGCGGAACCUAAACGGGUAACCCACUUUAAGCGGGCCAAAAGCAAGUCAGUAUCGUCUAAUUGUGACGGUAGCUCAACGGCUGGUGGGAGCAGCCGUCGCAGCAGUAAGGCCAAAUCCGCGCCUAUGGUCAGCAAAAUAACACAAUCACAGAUGGUAAACGGUAAUGAUGCGCAACAUCAAACGGCGGAUGCAAAUGGUAUAAAUGAAGAAGACGACGGCAUCGAUUAUGAACCAGAGGAUGAUAUCAUGCUGGAGGAAGAAGAUGACGAUGAUUAUCCUAAACACCAUUUGGCCCCAUUUGAUGAACCAUUGCCACUGGACCAGGAUGUGUACAUUGAUGCCUACCUUAGUGAUCAAGAUGCCCUAGAAAAAGAUCUGGGACUGGCCGAUGAUCCAUUUAUGGAGGAUGAUCCCAAUGAUCCCGAAUGGAAGGGCAGUCCCCUGGAUCGUCGUGAGCGGGUGCGCAAGCGCUUCUAGAUAUAAUAUGAAAUAGAAUCCAAAGUAAAUUCAUUUCGCUUCUCUUUUUUUAAUAUUUCGGUAAUUUUAAAUGCAACACAGAGCAGAAGAUAAUAAUUUUAACUUUGUUUUAAACGAUUUGUUUUCUUUGUUGAUACGAAUUCUGAAAUAGUCGAGAGAAUUGGGAUAUUCCCAAUUAGCAAUACUUCUAAGUUAUUUAGUUUUACAUCUACACACACAGACACAUACACACACCAACAUCAACACCAACACCAACAUUCUUACACACCCAUACAGAAACUCGUAAAUAAUUCGAUGUAAAUAGGCGAUAUAAAUGUAAAUCGAUGGUUAAUAUUAGAGAUUAUCAAGUAAUACAGAUAACUAACACAAACAGA